Pangasianodon hypophthalmus (striped catfish) is the source of this 1720-nucleotide messenger RNA. It is a transcript of the gene antkmt, whose product is annotated as adenine nucleotide translocase lysine methyltransferase. Gene Ontology annotation, biological process: peptidyl-lysine trimethylation; regulation of mitochondrial ATP synthesis coupled proton transport; positive regulation of proton-transporting ATP synthase activity, rotational mechanism. The record is from RefSeq and is a predicted model, not a curated record. Gene Ontology annotation, cellular component: mitochondrion. NCBI's taxonomy places the organism in Eukaryota, Metazoa, Chordata, Actinopteri, Siluriformes, Pangasiidae. The coding region runs from base 166 to 825 and encodes 219 amino acids. The transcript has 6 exons. Gene Ontology annotation, molecular function: protein-lysine N-methyltransferase activity.
CUCAGUGCAGCUUGUGCACGAAUGUGUCUUAUUGCAUAGAGCUGUAUAUCAGUAUACAGUCAACUUUAGGAGUUUUCUAGGCACAGAAUCUUCAAACUUUACUGAAAAAGAUUUUCUGAGGUCAAUUCCUGUGACUGUAAUUCUAUCUGGGUGGAGGCUUAAUGCAUGGAGGAUGAAACACAGGAAGAAAUCCUCGGGCAAUUUAAAGAAAAGCGGCUCGGGGGAUGGGGUCUGUUACAGCUGACGGCGGGGACAGGACUGGCCGUCUAUGCCAUGUGGGCAGGGAUUCUGAUGCCUGGGUUUCGCAGAGUGCCUCUGAAACUACAGGUGCCUUAUAUACCAGCCAGUAAACGACAAGUGUGUAACGUUAUGACUCUGCUGAAGGGCCGCUCUGGGAAUCUUGCUGACUUGGGCUCAGGAGACGGUAGGAUUGUCUUAGAAGCAAGCCGACUGGGUUUCUCUCCUGCUGUAGGCUAUGAGUUGAACCCGUGGCUCCUCCGACUCGCAAGAUUUCAUGCUUGGAGAACCGGCCAUUAUGGGAAAGUCUCUUACAAGAGGGAAGACCUGUGGAAGGUGAAUCUUUCAGGCUAUGAGAAUAUCACAGUGUUCUUGGCUCCAAGUGUGCUCACACUUUUGCAGAAGAAGUUACUAGCUGAGCUCCCUGAAGAUGCCAUGAUUGUUGCUGGACGCUUUCCCUUCCCUGAUUGGACGCCAUGCAGGAUAGAAGGAGACGGUGUGGACAGAGCCUGGGCCUACCAUGUACAAGCGCUCAGAAAACACCAUCUGUCUUCAAAGGACAGCAAGUCAACCGAGCAAACCAGCUGAUCCAGGGGUCAUGUGACUUUUUAAAAAAAAACAUUUUAGAGAACAAAAUGGGACUUUCCAGCCCUACUCUUUUAGUGAUUUUAUGAUGGUUUUACUAGACAGUUUUAUUGCUGCAGAAGGAAUGUGUUGUAUACUGAUGUAACUUUCACUUUCACUAUUGCAUACUGUUCACACAUGCUUGUACUACUAUUGUAUUUAGAGUUUAGGAUGAUGCAGGAUACCAAACACACUUGUUGAUCUUCUGGUCAUGUGACUUGGUGGUAUCUGUAGCCACACUCAAUGGCCGGUUUAUUAUGUACUCCUAAAUUAUGAUAAUGCCUACUUCCCUUUUAGCAGCACCACACACUAAAAUGUCACUUCCUGUCAGUGUCUACUUUAUGCAAAUUACAUCUGGCCAGCAAUAGUAUUAUGGUGGUCAGUGACCACUGGUAGUUGGUGUACAGGAGGGCUAACGAGAGAUACUAUAGAGAGGCUAUAAUCAAUGUGCACCUAUAUAACGAUGUGCCUGAUAAAAUGAACAGUGAAUGUAUGUAUAAGCUAAGCAGAUCUAAUAAAGUAGCCACUGAGUGUAUAGUAUACUUGCGUAGUUUCCAGUAUUUACUUGACAAUAAAUAUAUAAUAUGUUUGUGUCUUCAUACUGAUACAGUAUUAUAAAGUACUCUGGUAUUUCAGGCAGAUUAAGUGAUAAAACUUGUUUACCGGAAGUGUUCCUUUUAUGUAAUGUGUAGAAGCCCCAAAUCUGCAUUUUUCAAAUGACUCUUUGUGUCUGAGUGUGUGUGUGUGUGUGUGGGUGAGUGAGUGAGGUCUUUUUGAAGCACCCAGGUUACUUCCUGCUUCUCUGUGUGACCUAAUUCAUUUCAUACAUGCUUAACAAAAAAUAAAUGAAUGUAUUUGA